Molecule: messenger RNA, 945 nt
Organism: Saccharomycodes ludwigii
Lineage: Eukaryota; Fungi; Ascomycota; Saccharomycetes; Saccharomycodales; Saccharomycodaceae
Gene: RIB1
Product: GTP cyclohydrolase II
Exons: 1
Coding region: 1-945 (314 amino acids)
Biological process (GO): riboflavin biosynthetic process
Molecular function (GO): GTP cyclohydrolase II activity
Source: RefSeq, a predicted model, not a curated record
AUGACUAUUACUCCUAUUAAACCCGAGAACCAUAUUAAUGCCGCUACAACUGACACUAAUAACAAACUACCUAUAGUAGACUGUGUAGCUAGAGCUAGAAUACCCACAACAAAUGGUCCCGAAAUUUUCCUUCAUUUAUAUAAGAAUAAUCAAGAUGACAAAGAGCAUUUGGCUAUAGUUUUUGGAGAAGAUAUUAGAUCAAGGUCAUUAUUUAAAAGAAAAACACCUGACGAAUCUCAAAAAGAUAGAAUGAUCAGAGGUGCUUACUGUGGUAAAUUAUACCCCGGGAGAAACAUCGCAGAUGAGUAUAGAGAUCCUAAAACAAACGAACUAUUGGAGAAACUCUAUUUUGAUAAAGAAAGUGGCGAAUUACUAUCUCCCAGUAACACAACUAAUACGACUACAUGGGAUUCACAAAACCCCACUGUUGUUAGAAUACAUUCGGAAUGCUAUACUGGGGAAACCGCCUGGAGUGCAAGAUGUGAUUGCGGUGAACAAUUUGAUCGUGCAGGAGAAUAUAUUACUAACGUGAACGGUGGUAAUGGCCAUGGUGUUAUAGUGUAUUUAAGGCAGGAGGGUAGAGGUAUUGGUUUGAGUGAAAAAUUAAAAGCCUACAACUUACAAGACCUAGGUGCUGAUACUGUACAGGCUAAUUUAUUGUUGAAACAUCCAGCAGAUGCACGUGACUUUUCUAUAGGUAUUAGUAUACUAGUUGAUUUGGGAAUACAUAAUGUUAAAUUAUUAACUAAUAAUCCUGAUAAGAUUAACCAAGUUGAAUACCCACCGUUACUUCAUGUUGUACAAAGAAUACCAAUGAUACCUCUGUCUUGGACUAAUUCUGAAAAAGGUGUUCACUCCAAAGAGGUGGACGGUUACUUAAGAACUAAGAUCGUGAAAAUGGGUCACUUGCUAAAUGAGCCCAUAAAGUUGCACGAACCCAAAUAG